Molecule: messenger RNA, 2371 nt
Organism: Camarhynchus parvulus
Lineage: Eukaryota; Metazoa; Chordata; Aves; Passeriformes; Thraupidae
Product: serine/threonine-protein kinase pim-1-like
Exons: 6
Coding region: 1-1251 (416 amino acids)
Biological process (GO): protein autophosphorylation
Cellular component (GO): cytoplasm
Molecular function (GO): protein serine/threonine kinase activity; ATP binding
Source: RefSeq, a predicted model, not a curated record
AUGCCGCGUCCCGCAAGGCGCCUGUGGGUGGGUCGGCCCCGUGCCCGACCCUGCCCGGCCCGCCGCGGUCUCGCCUCCGCCAGGCUCCCUCUGGACUGGCUGUGGCGCCUCUGCAAGGGUCUCUGGAAGAGUUCCUCCCUCUGGUUGUGCUGGGGCAGCACCGUCCUUUGGCUCUGCCUGAUGCGGGCUCUGGCCCGGCCCCGGCCCCGAACAAAGCCCCUCCCGCGGCUCCGCCCGCAGCCGCCCCGCGGCCGCCCGGCUCCCGCCCCGUCCCCGGGAGCUCCCCCAGGAGCUUCCCCGGUCCGAGCUCCUCCGCUCGUCAGUUCGGCCGCCGGCCCCGAGCCGCCGGUGCCCGGGGCGUUCGUGUGCCCCGGGCAGAAUGGCGAGAGUGUGGUGCCGCCCGCACGGGCGGAGAAGCCUCCCCUGGAGCAGCUCUACCGGGAGGGCCCGCUGCUGGGCAGCGGCGGCUGCGGCAACGUUUACUCCGGGACCCGGCUCGCCGACGGCGCCCCGGUGGCCAUCAAGCGAGUAUCCCGGGACCGCAUCUCGGAGUGGGCGCGGCUGCACAAGGGCGCCCUUGUGCCCCUGGAGCUGGCGCUGCUGUGGAUGGUGUCGUGCCCUGGCUUCCGCGGCGUCGUGCGGCUCCUGGACUGGUUCGAGGUGCCCGAGGGCUUCGCGCUGGUCAUGGAGCGUCCGGAGCGCUGUCAGGACCUCUGGUACUUCCUGGACGAGCGGGGGUUCCUGACGGAGCCCGUGGCGCGGGGGCUGUUCCGCCAGGUGCUGGAGGCCGUGCGGCACUGCAGCAGCCGCGGCGUUCUGCACCGCGACAUCAAGGCCGAGAACGUCCUCGUCGACCUGGCCACCGGCGAGGCGAAGCUCAUCGACUUCGGGUGCGGCACGAUCCUCCAGGACACAUUCUACACCCGGAUGUCAGGAACGCCGGAGUACAGCCCACCGGAGUGGAUCCUCUUUGGCUGCUACCAUGGCCAACCAGCCACCAUCUGGUCCUUGGGCAUCCUGCUGUAUGAACUGGUCUGCGGGCACCUUCCUUUCCAGACCAGUGAGGACAUCAUCCGGGGCCAGCUCACCUUCCCGCCCCGGGUGUCUCAAGAGUGCCAGCACCUAAUCAGGUGGUGUUUAUCCAUGGAUCCUACAGACAGGCCAUCCUUGGAAGACCUUUUUGAGCAUUCUUGGCUGCAGGACCCCCAUGUGGCCCAGGAGACAGCAGAGAUCCAUCCCUCUGCACAGUAGGAUCCAGCAAGUACCAGCUGCAUGUGUCUCGUGGCACUGGAUGAAAACCCAAGAGCGUUUCCCUGUGGCUGUGACACAGAGGAGAGAGCACAGCCAAGGAGAUGCUUCCACUGGUCCUUGGCAAGGUGUGGAGGGAGCUCAGUGCUCCCUGUCCUGUUGGAGAAUUGGUGGCAAUGCGGUGAAGUUGCCACAGACUGGAAAAGGGGAAACAUCCCCCUGCAGCUCAAUGGCAUCAUGAUGUCCCCACAAGCCGAGGCACAGCUGGCGUGUUCUUCUGGAGCAUGACGUGGAGCUGGGAACACCCUCCUGGAGCUGGCUGCUGGCGGGGCAGAGCCGAUGGGAUUUGGCUGCGGCCCCUGCCUGGAGGACACGCUCUGCACCCCGAUGAAAUCAAGAUGAGUCCCCAGCCGGUGCAGGGGUGGGGGAUGCUGGUGCUUCCAGGCAUGGCAGGGCUCAGCUGGACCAUGUGCUGGAGGUUCCCUGCUCAGUGGUGGUGGGGAAUAUUAAUUUUUCCGCUGGUCCCCAAGCUGCUUUUUGGCAGGACAGGGGAUUGGAUGUUGUGGAAGGGGAACUGGCUCCUGGCCUUGCUGACAGCUUCUGCCAGCCAGCCUGGGGCAGGGGCAGCCAGCCUGAUAAAAGCAUCCAUCCAUGUGGAUGGGGGGCAGCAGAAGGGGACGGGUUCAGAAGCCAUGCCCCAGCUGGUCUGCUUUGCAGGCCCUUGAGGAAGGGGUGGGUUUAUGGGAGGGAAAGGUGGGGUUUUUCUCCACCCAUGAAGAGGUUUAAUUCUCACAUGGAGUGGUCAGACCCUCCCUAGGCCUGUGAUAACCUUUGACAGAUUUUCUUGUUUCCAGGUCUUGUUUUGAAUUGAUUUUCAUGCAAUUGUUCUUGUUUUCUUUUCCAGGAAGAUUGCACCUGGUGCCCAGACCAGACGGGGAAGCACCUGAACUGUCCGUGGAGCACAUCCAGUGCCUGCGCUACCCCUGUGGGGGGCAUCCCCUUCAAGAAGGACAAGGAUCUCGUUUGGGAUCAGCUCCUCUCCUGGCAGCAGGGUGCCAGCACCUCAUGCCAUGGAUACAGCACUGCUUGGCCUGCUGGUCUGGGAGGGCUGGAGGGCGGCGGA